Geodia barretti is the source of this 270-nucleotide messenger RNA. The record is from the annotation of a GenBank genome assembly. NCBI's taxonomy places the organism in Eukaryota, Metazoa, Porifera, Demospongiae, Tetractinellida, Geodiidae.
AUGUCAGAGCACGAAAGCUCCCGAGAAGCGUGGGUGGCGAUCCCGACGGAGGAGGAGCACCGGGCCAACCUGCCGCAGGGAGCGCGGGCGGGCAACUAUGACUUCGGCUACCUGCCCGCGAUGGGACGGCUGCAGGCCAGACACCGGGAGAUCGGGCCGCUGUUCGGAGCUCUGUACCGGCAGGUUAUGUUCGGCCCCGGGGAACUGGACCGCCAGGAGCGGGAGAUGGUGGCUGCCGUCGCCGCCGCGGCCCAGGACUGCCGGUAUUGA